Messenger RNA from Phycodurus eques (leafy seadragon), 1299 nucleotides. Its product is annotated as bone morphogenetic protein 10-like. Bases 1 to 1269 code for a protein of 422 amino acids. The record is from RefSeq and is a predicted model, not a curated record. Lineage: Eukaryota; Metazoa; Chordata; Actinopteri; Syngnathiformes; Syngnathidae. Gene Ontology annotation, molecular function: cytokine activity; growth factor activity. Gene Ontology annotation, biological process: SMAD protein signal transduction; BMP signaling pathway. Gene Ontology annotation, cellular component: extracellular region. The transcript is spliced from 2 exons.
AUGACCCUCGAGUCCGACAUCCUCUCCUUGAGUUUCCUUCUGGUCACGUUGACCGCCUUGAGCUCGAGCGGUCCCGUCAGGCCUCCCGAGAGUCGUCCCCGGAGGCCUACGCUCGUUCGGGAUGCGCUGCUUGACGCGCAAGACUUUCUCAGCCACUUUCUGUCUACACUGAACCUCACGGGGCAGAGGGAACUGGAACAGAGGCCCCUAACCUCCCCAAAGAAGCCACCAGAGUAUAUGCAGGAACUCUUCGAGCGAUUUGCCAACGAUCGCGCGGCCGUGCCCUCGGCCAACAUUGUGCGCAGUUUCAAGAACGAAGAUUCUUCCCAGUCUGGAGUGACAGCCAGCGGUGUAAGGACACAUCCCUUGCUCUUCAACAUCUCCGUGCCCCACCAUGAGCACAUCACCAGAGCCGAGCUUCACCUUUUCACCCUCGUCCAGAGGGCCCAGAGACCCUUUGCCGGCCUAGAGUGCAAGGUGACCGUUUACAAAGUGCACAACGGUGUGGUUUGGACCAGGGAGGUUGGGAAAGAGGUGAGAAGGCGGGAUCAAGAGGAGGAGUCCAAGGACCUGGAGGAACUGGUGACCACGUACAUCCACGCCAAAGAUAACAGUUGGGUGUCCUUGGAUAUGACUCACACGGUUGCACUCUGGCGGAAGUACGGCCACGCGACGCACAAGCUGGAGGUCCAUGUCGCGAUCUCAGGGCCCGAGGAGGCGCAAACGCGGGACGAGGGCGAGGUCUUCGUGGACAUCGGGCGAAGUGUGGAGGGGAAGCACAACGCGAUGAUGAUCGUCUUCUCGGACGAUCCGAACGAUGGCGAUAACGCUCACGAGGGGGACCGUCCCGAGAACGACGAGCCGAGUCCGUUCCGGCCGUUUGGCGACCGCAACCGGGACGGGCCGAAGCUCAUCUACGAAACCCCCGCUCGGGCCCGCCGCGGUGUCAAGGGAGAACCCUGCAAGAGAACUCCGCUGUUUGUGGAUUUUAAAGAAAUCGGCUGGGAUACGUGGAUCAUCCAGCCGGUGGGCUACGAGGCCUACAUGUGCAACGGCGUGUGCGGCCCGUCCAUGACCUCCGAGGUCUCGCCCACCAAACACGCUAUCGUGCAGACGCUGCUGAGUGUUAAGAGUCCGGAGAGGGCAUCGCGUGCCUGCUGUGUACCCACUAAGCUGGAGCCCAUUUCGCUCCUUUAUUUCGAUAACGGGGUGAUCACCUUCAACCACAAAUAUGAGGGCAUGGUCGUGGCAGAGUGUGGCUGCAGAUAGUGACGCACGCACACGCGGGCACACGCUCAC